AUGCGCUCAAAGGCGACUCAUUCAGGCGGUGGACCUGCAUGCCGCGGGCGAACCCGGGAGGGUGAUCGUCGGUGGCGUCCCCGAUGUCCCCGGCGAGACGAUGUUUCGGAAGAUGCAGUACCUGGAGCGCCACGCCGACGGCCUCCGCAAACUCAUGCUCCGGGAGCCCCGGGGCUAUCCGGCGGCCAACUGCAACCUGGUGCUGCCUCCCACCCAUCCCGAUGCGGACGCCGGCUUCGUGAUCAUGGAGCAGACCGAGUACCCGCCGAUGUCGGGGACGAACACCAUCUGCACCGUCACCGCGCUCAUCGAGACCGGCAUGGUGCCGGCGGUCGAGCCGGUGACCGAACUCACCCUGGAGACCCCGGCGGGGCUCAUCCAGGUGCAGGCAAGCGUCGAGGGCGGCAAGGUGACCCGGGUGACUCUCGAGAACGUGCCCGCCUUCCCGCCCAUCUGGGAGCGAAGAUCGAGGUGCCGACCUUCGGCGAGGUCGAGGUGGACGUCUGUUGGGGGGGCAUGUUCUACGCGAUCGCCGACGCGGCCCGCUUCGGGCUCCGCAUCGCGCCGGAACACGGGCGCGAACUGGCCCGGGUCGGGGCGAUGGUGAAACAGGCGGCGCGCGAACAGCUCGAAGCGGUCCACCCGGAAAACCCCGAGAUCCGUCAGGCGAGCAUCGGGCAGCUCACCGGGCCCUUCGACCCCGAAACCCGGACCGCCGCGAACGCGGUGUCGGUGGCCACCUGGACCGGCGCGCUGGACCGCUCCCCCUGCGGGACGGGGACGUCCGCCCGGAUGGCGGCGCUCCACGCGCGGGGUUUGCUCGGGAUCGGCGAGGACUUCCAUCACUUCGGACCGGUGGGGACCGAGUUCGUGGGGCGCCUGAUCCGGACCACGACGGUUGGCGGGGUCCCGGCAGUGGUCCCGACGAUCAGCGGGACCGCCUGGAUCACGGGGAUCGCCCAGUACUCCGGUGGAUCCAUCGGAUCCCUUCCCGGAGGGCUUCACGGUCGGGGAUAUCUGGUAGGAGUGGGCGGGGCCGUGGGGCUCGCCCGGUGUACGCCCCACGUGAGGGUGGAAGGCGAGACCUUCGUCGGCCUCGGGCGGUCGAUUCCGGCCGGAGGCCGGCGCUCCAAGCCGUCCUCGCGCUCUUGCCCCGUUGGCUGGACCGGCGUCAUUAGUGCAGGUUUCGCGCUCCCGCGCGAUGCCGGUCGGAGACCGGCGCUCCAGCUCUUGCUGCCGUUGGCAACACGCGUUUCGCGACGGUGUUGGGACGCGGUGCGGGUGUGA
Messenger RNA from Geodia barretti, 1287 nucleotides. NCBI's taxonomy places the organism in Eukaryota, Metazoa, Porifera, Demospongiae, Tetractinellida, Geodiidae. The record is from the annotation of a GenBank genome assembly.